AGAGAGAGAGGGGAGGGUGUGCGGGCUGCUGGUAGGCUGUGAGCAAGACGCAGCGAGUAGGAACAGGAGAGAGAGAGCGACGGAGGAGCCUCGACAUCUGAAAGUUUUAAACCAAUGAUCGCGGUUGGCGAUGCGGAGCAGGACCGGGGGUUCCUCCAACAUGUGGAAAGAAAACAAGUUCCACAUCACGGACUGCUUCAGGCAGAGACAGAUUUAGGUUUCACCGCUGAGGGAGGGCAUUCUCUGUCACGUUUUAUAUUCGGGGAGGACGGGAAUGUAAUAAUGGGGAACUGAAAAAAGAAAAAAAAACUACAAAGGAUUAAAAUGCAUCGCAUGCCCAUAUGCUGCACUGUGCUCCGAGGACUAAAUAUUGCUUUAGUGUUUAUGAAAGUGAGGACGUAGCGGCACGUUGGAAUACUCCGGGAGUUACUCAACAUUGAAGAGGGACUCGUAUGGAUCAGAGGUCUUCAGUAGAAGGUAAGAGACCGGGCUUAUUACUCGCCAACACUUCCCCGACCAUUCGUGUAUAAAUCUUUGUAGACUUAAUUAGCUUUCAUUUAAAGCUUCAUGACGUUUUUUUUUCUUCAUUAUUUUAUACAUUAAAAAAUGAUCCUUUAGGUUAAAUUAUUGUACAAAUUUCAUAAAAACUGAUUUCAUUGGUUUUUAACUCACUGUAUUUAUAAAUUGAAACAUGUUUUUAUAGAUCAUUUUUUAAAUUUAUUUCCUUUAAAAACAGAAACCUAUAUUAAAAAAAGCGAUUCAGAAUUCUUCUGUAAAUUUUCUAAAUUUUAAAAAGAUAUUUUCCGUGUGGUGACCAUUACUGUAAAGCCCCACCUUAUUAUACCAUCACGCUGACCAAAAACAAAGAGCGCGUGGCCGUGUUUUGCCGUCAUUUAACCAAACCGCUGGUUCUUUUAAGUGGCUUACUGGAUGACAACAGCACCAGCCUCCCAGGAACGUGAGGACCCCUGCUAACAUCUCACAGCGGAAGUCCUAAUCCAGUGGGGAUUAUUGCCAGCACUGGAGUUUAAAGUGUGGACCUGUUCUUUUUUUUGUUGUUUCCCUCCAAGCAGAGGAUCCAUACUCAUUUUUAGCUCCUUCCUUUGGUCCGCACAGUGAAAAAAAAGGGACGAAGCACCCGGGGCAUUGACCCUGAGCUGUCCCGCCCCACACCGUGUCCCUGCCUGUGGGACACAGUGACCAUGCUGACCGAGUGUCCAGCACCAGAAGGAUCAGAGCCCCGACCCGCGCCAAGGCCUGCCGUGCCCUGUGCAGCACCAUGUCUCAGGCCGUCGCUGCUACUCUGCAGGCUAACGGCUCACAGUCCGGGGAAGAGCCUGAGGUGAAGCUGAAAUGGGCCGCCCUGCUCAUCGUCAUGGUCAUAGUCCCCACUAUUGGCGGAAACAUCCUGGUCAUCUUGGCUGUGUCCCUUGAAAAAAAGCUGCAGAACGCCACCAACUACUUUCUAAUGUCGCUUGCGGUGGCGGAUCUGUUGGUGGGACUCCUCGUGAUGCCCAUCGCCCUCGUUACCGUUCUGUACGAUUCUGACUGGCCUCUCCCGGAGCCACUCUGCCCCAUUUGGCUGUUCCUAGACGUGCUUUUUUCUACCGCCUCCAUCAUGCACUUGUGCGCCAUUUCGCUGGAUCGCUACAUCGCCAUCAAGAAGCCCAUCCAACACAGCCAGUACAAAUCCAGAACCAAAGCCAUGGUGAAGAUUGCACUCGUGUGGCUCAUAUCUAUUUGUAUUGCAAUCCCGAUUCCAAUUAAGGGGCUUAAGAACAACCACCUCCCCAACAACAUCACCUUCAACAGUAACCACACAUGCAUGCUGAAAACAGACACCUUCCACGAGUUCAUCAUGUUUGGCUCCAUGGCGGCAUUCUUCAUCCCUCUGACCAUCAUGAUGGUCAUCUACCUACUUACUGUCCGCGUGCUGCGCAAAAAGGUCUAUUUGCUCAGGUCACGUGUGACUCAGCGCUUCAGCUCCCCGACAGUCUCCACUGUCUUUCAAAGGGAACAGCCCGGGACUCCGCCCCAAUGGGGGCAACUUCACAACCUGGAGCGAAGACUCCCCCGGACGCAGGAGAAAACCUACGCGGACGGAAACAACUCUCCGACGGGAGACGAGAUCUCCUUCCGCAGGAUGUCGACAAUCGGCAAGAAGUCAAUGCAGACUCUGAGCAACGAGCAGCGCGCCUCCAAGGUGCUGGGCAUCGUCUUCCUCCUGUUCGUGGUCAUGUGGUGCCCCUUUUUCAUCACCAAUAUCACCUCCGUGCUGUGCACCAGCUGUGACGGCCGCGUGAUGGCCCGCCUCAUGGAGAUCUUUGUUUGGGUGGGCUACGUGUCGUCGGGCAUCAACCCCUUGGUCUACACCUUGUUCAACAAAACGUUCAGGCAAGCGUUCACGCGCUACAUGACCUGCGAUUACGAGAGCACCGCUGGUUACGGCCCGGGGAGGCGCCCGAGGGCGUCGAAUGCCGAUUGGACCCUUACGCGGAUUUCAUUCAGAUCUUCUAUGGCAGAAAACUCUAAACGGAUCAUGAAGCAUGGAAUGAAGAACGGCAUCGGAGCGGUUAGCUACCAGAGCCGCCAAGCGCCCGCACAGCCCCCCGGUGGCGUGUUGCUGGACACAAUGCUUCUGACUGAAUGUGACGGUGGCAAGCCGGAAGAACUCGAUAGCUGCGUGUAGCAGUACCCGAAAAAUGAAUUUUUAAGCGAGCCCUUUAAAUGCAUCCAAUUGUAGCGUGUCCUUUUUAUCUCGUCAAAGAUUAAGGCUAGCCCCACAGCUCACAUUCAAAAUGCGAGUAAAAUGCUUUUACUACCAAGUUGAUUGCCAGAGAGUUCUUACUGCACACAACAUCCAAGCCCUCGUUGGCUGCUGCCGAUUAUCUAUCAGUUUUGAGUUUUUUUUCGUUAUGAUAAUUUCAGAGUAAGUAAAACUCCACUGAUAUGUGAGUUUACAGUCCAAAUUUACUCAAUAUGUCCAGAGGUCCAAUUAAUAAUGUGAAUUCUCCAAGACUGUUUCUAGCGUACCAGAAGAGUUUGAGUUUUCAAACGUUAUAGAACCUUGUGAUGACCUGUAACAGGUCAACUAGAAAAGGAGAACACAGAGUAUAAUGUUGUCCAUAAAAGAUCAAAUUUAGACGUUGUGGCCACCAGACAAAUGUUAGGAAUGAGUUCUGUGUGAAUACACACAUACGAUGUAUCCCUAUGCUGUUCCCGUCUAGUUGGGCUAUUUAUGCUUACAAUGCUACAUGUCGACAAUAAACUUGUAUUUGCUCGACUUCUGAAAAGCACUCGUGUGUGUGUAUUGCCGGCGGCUGUUUCGACAUGUUUGAAUUUUUCCAAA
Messenger RNA from Pungitius pungitius (ninespine stickleback), 3349 nucleotides. RefSeq names its product 5-hydroxytryptamine (serotonin) receptor 2B, G protein-coupled (gene htr2b). Gene Ontology annotation, molecular function: G protein-coupled serotonin receptor activity; neurotransmitter receptor activity. Gene Ontology annotation, biological process: smooth muscle contraction; vasoconstriction; G protein-coupled receptor signaling pathway, coupled to cyclic nucleotide second messenger. Gene Ontology annotation, cellular component: plasma membrane; dendrite. Lineage: Eukaryota; Metazoa; Chordata; Actinopteri; Perciformes; Gasterosteidae. The record is from RefSeq and is a predicted model, not a curated record. The coding region runs from base 1280 to 2689 and encodes 469 amino acids. The transcript is spliced from 3 exons.